Messenger RNA from Raphanus sativus (radish), 1452 nucleotides. RefSeq lists its product as uncharacterized. The transcript is spliced from 3 exons. NCBI's taxonomy places the organism in Eukaryota, Viridiplantae, Streptophyta, Magnoliopsida, Brassicales, Brassicaceae. Gene Ontology annotation, molecular function: flavin adenine dinucleotide binding; tRNA dihydrouridine synthase activity. The record is from RefSeq and is a predicted model, not a curated record. Gene Ontology annotation, biological process: tRNA processing. The coding region runs from base 91 to 1335 and encodes 414 amino acids.
AAACAAAUAGAACCACAACUUUCAAACAAUUCGCUUCGACCCCUAAUUAAUGGCGGCGGCGGCGAUGUCUUGGACCACCGUGGUCAGUUCAUGAAACCCUGGAAUCUUCCUAUCCUCAGAUUUCUCCGGACCCGAGACUCUCCCCUCUCACGAAUCCGAACAAUGACACUCACAUCGAAUCCAUCGCAAGUGCGAGACGAUCUCCUCUGCUCGGAUCAGCCGGUGGAAACAGCACCAGCAAGCUUGUGCGCUCCUGGUCGGGUUUCGAGCAUCGACACAAGGGUGGAGCAGGCUUGGGCGCACUGGGAGAAACUAGGUAGACCGAAGUACAUCGUUGCACCGAUGGUGGAUAACUCAGAGCUGCCGUUUCGAUUGCUCUGCCAGAAAUACGGAGCUCAAGCUGCUUACACACCGAUGCUGCAUUCCAGGAUCUUCACCGAGACUGAUAAUCGGAACAAGGAAUUCACCACUUGUAAGGAGGACAGGCCAUUGUUUGUGCAGUUCUGUGCUAAUGAUCCUGAUACUCUCUUGGAAGCUGCAAAGAGAGUCCAACCUUACUGCGAUUACGUUGAUAUCAAUCUUGGGUGUCCUCAACGCAUUGCGAGGCGAGGAAACUAUGGGGCAUUCUUGAUGGAUAACCUUCCUUUAGUGAAAUCACUUGUUGAAAAGUUAGCUCAGAACCUCACUGUUCCCGUCUCCUGCAAAAUCCGCAUUUUCCCAAACCUUCAAGAUACACUCAACUACGCCAAGAUGCUUGAAGACGCUGGUUGCUCGCUGCUUGCAGUUCACGGCCGGACGAGAGACGAGAAAGACGGCAAAAAGUUUAGGGCCGACUGGGGCGCCAUCAAGGAGGUGAGAAACGCUCUGAGAAUCCCUGUUCUAGCGAAUGGGAACGUGAGGUGCAUUGAAGAUGUGGAGGACUGCAUCAGAGAGACGGGCGUCGAAGGUGUUCUUUCCGCCGAGACGCUUCUUGAAAACCCGGCGGUGUUUGCCGGGUUUAGAACAGCUGAAUGGGCUGAAGAUAAUGAAGAAGGAGAGGGAUACGUCGAUGGAGGGUUGGAUCAGGGAGAUUUAGUUGUUGAGUAUUUGAAGUUAUGUGAGAAGCAUCCGGUUCCGUGGAGGAUGAUUCGGUCCCACGUGCAUAAGAUGUUGGGAGAUUGGUUUAAGGUUCAUCCACAUGUUAGGGAGCAGCUCAAUGCUCAGAACAUAUUGACGUUUGAGUUUCUGUACGGUCUUGUGGACCAGCUUAAAGAGCUUGGAGGACGAGUCCCGCUUUACAAGAAAAGGAAGAUAGAUAUUCCGCAAGAGUCUACACCAAAGGGUUUAGAGAAUUGAACCUAUACAUUCUUGAUUCAUUGGUAUUUUUAUGUUGUAUCAUUGUCCAAAUACUUUUUGAAGUAAAACUCUCUUAUAAACUAAAUUGUUUAUUAAUAUUUAGCUAAACUAUAAUCU